This is a messenger RNA of Vollenhovia emeryi, 546 nucleotides long. RefSeq names its product mitochondrial import inner membrane translocase subunit TIM14. Gene Ontology annotation, cellular component: PAM complex, Tim23 associated import motor. Gene Ontology annotation, molecular function: ATPase activator activity. The record is from RefSeq and is a predicted model, not a curated record. The transcript is spliced from 3 exons. Gene Ontology annotation, biological process: protein import into mitochondrial matrix. Lineage: Eukaryota; Metazoa; Arthropoda; Insecta; Hymenoptera; Formicidae. Bases 116 to 457 code for a protein of 113 amino acids.
AAAGCGAACUGGUUUCGGAACACGGCGUGCGCGUGGUCCGUUGGGGCGAUCGCGGCCUGUAUAGUUUUGUUGUUAUAUACGCAGAACUGCGUCUGAGUUCGAAACACCGAUCUAAAUGGCAAGCACGCUUGUGGCAGCAGGUAUUGGCCUGGCGGCCGUUGGGUUCGCCGGCCGUUAUGUUCUCAGGAGACUACCGAAUUUAUCGCAGAGGAUGGCAGAGACUGUGAAGAGGCUAGAUUCCCAGUCGCUAGCGAACAGCAAGUAUUACAAGGGUGGUUUCGAGCAGAAGAUGACCAAGCGAGAGGCCAGUUUGAUCUUGGGCGUGUCUCCUACGGCUAACAAAGGUAAAAUAAAGGAGCAGUUCAAAAAAGUAAUGGCUGUAAAUCAUCCAGAUCGUGGCGGCUCCCCGUACGUCGCUGCAAAAAUUAACGAGGCAAAGGAUUUGCUCGAGAAGUAACGGCAGACUUGUAAUAUAUUUAGAAGCCAAAUUGUACAGUUAAUUUAAUUCUAUAGCCAUAGUAAAUAUACUCUAUUUUUGAAGCUAUA